Eurytemora carolleeae is the source of this 1151-nucleotide messenger RNA. Its product is annotated as alpha-(1,3)-fucosyltransferase C. Gene Ontology annotation, molecular function: alpha-(1->3)-fucosyltransferase activity. The record is from RefSeq and is a predicted model, not a curated record. Gene Ontology annotation, cellular component: membrane. NCBI's taxonomy places the organism in Eukaryota, Metazoa, Arthropoda, Copepoda, Calanoida, Temoridae.
GUAUAAGUCAUUUUUUAAUUUAACAAUGACUUACAAACGAGAUUCUGAUAUUUUUUUCCCAUAUGGAGAAAUGAAAUCUGGUGGGAAAAUAUCUGAUAAGAAAGCAACUAGUUCAAGAAGUAAAGAUGACAGAAAGCUAGCUGCAUGGGUUGUAUCUCAUUGUGAGACACAAUCUCAACGAGAAAAAUAUGUUGAGGAAAUGAAAAAGUGGAUUCCUAUUGAUCAAUAUGGCAAAUGUUCUGCUUGGGGAUUUUGGGGAAACUGUGAUGAAGAUUGUUUCAAUAAUCUUGGAACUAACUACAAGUUCUAUCUGUCAUUUGAAAACUCACUUUGCAAAGAGUAUGUGACAGAGAAGUUCUGGCGAAUUUUAGCUCAGAAUCUGGUACCAGUUGUCUUAGGAUCGGCAAACUAUACUGAUUUGGCACCACCACAUUCCUUCAUAAAUGUUCAGGAUUUUGAAUCCCCUGAACAUCUGUCAAAGUACCUUCUCAAGCUUCAUAAAAACCAAACGGAAUAUAACAAAUAUCUGGAAUGGAAGACGACAUACACAAUUGUCUCGUCAGUAUCUCAGAGGAUGUGUGAUUUGUGUGAGAGAGUACAUAAUUCAGAAAAGAAAGUCUAUUCACAUUUUGGAGACUGGUGGCAUAAAGAUGCCUGUACAGGUCCUGCUUGGGGAUAAAGAAGAAACGGCUGAACCAAAAUUGCUGAUUUUUUAUGGGAACCCAAGAUUUCCCUGGGGGCGACAUGUACAGUGAUUCCCAGAUAUACGAAUUCAUAGCAAGAGUUUUCUAUAAUGUCGUAUUACAUAUUUAAGAUCAAAUGCCGCUGAAAAAUGAGUUUCAUAUUAACAGUGGCGUAAAUAUGGGGGGUUAUUGGGGUUACUUACCCCCCCCCCUAGAAUCUUGGGGACACAAACAUCCUCGUUUAGUAACUUGAUCUCCAUUCUCCAUGUCCAUGAUAACCAUUAAAAGGAAAAAUGUAAAAAACAAAUUUUGCGCUUCGCGUAGAUAAUCUUACUCAAUCAACCUUACCAUAGUAGCAUAUCAUAGAUGAAUUUUACCCAAAAAUCUAGUUUUUUAAUGAGUAGCGUACUUGCACUAUAUAUCAAAUUAAUUGUACGGGGGGGGGAAUAAAAUGUAAAAAGAUCAAGA